AUGUCUGUUUCAGAGGACCCCUCAACGUCUGUUUCAGAGAACCCCUCAAUGUCUGUUUCAGAGGACCCCCCUCAACGUCUGUUUCAGAGAACCCCUCAACGUCUGUUUCAGAGAACCCCUCAAUGUCUGUUUCAGAGGACCCCCCUCAACGUCUGUUUCAGAGAACCCCUCAACGUCUGUUUCAGAGAACCCCUCAAUGUCUGUUUCAGAGGACCCCCCUCAAUGUCUGUUUCAGAGGGACCCCUCAAUGUCUGUUUCAGAGGACCCCCCUCAACAUCUGUUUCAGAGGGACCCCCUCAAUGUCUGUUUCAGAGGGACCCCCCUCAAUGUCUGUUUCAGAGGGACCCCCCUCAAUGUCUGUUUCAGAGGGACCCCUCAAUGUCUGUUUCAGAGGGACCCCUCAAUGUCUGUUUCAGAGGGACCCCCCCCCCCAAUGUCUGUUUCAGAGGGACCCCUCAAUGUCUGUUUCAGAGGGACCCCUCAAUGUCUGUUUCAGAGGACCCCCCUCAACAUCUGUUUCAGAGGACCCCCCUCAACGUCUGUUUCAGAGGGACCCCUCAAUGUUUGUUUCAGAGGACCCCCCUCAACGUCUGUUUCAGAGGACCCCCCUCAACGUCUGUUUCAGAGGACCCCCCUCAACGUCUAUUUCAGAGAACCCCUCAAUGUCUGUUUCAGAGGGACCCCUCAACAUCUGGUUCAGAGGACCCCCCUCAACAUCUGUUUCAGAGGGACCCCCCUCAAUGUCUGUUUCAUAGGACCCCCCUCAAUGUCUGCUUCAGAGGACCCCCCUCAAUGUCUGUUUCAGAGGGACCCCUCAACAUCUGUUUCAGAGGACCCCCCUCAAUGUGUUUCAGAAGACCCCCCUCAACAUCUGUUUCAGAGGACCCCCCUCAAUGUCUGUUUCAGAGGACCCCCUCAACGUCUGUUUCAGAGGACCCCCCUCAACGUCUGUUUCAGAGGACCCCCCUCAACAUCUGUUUCAGAGGACCCCCCUCAACAUCUGUUUCAGAGGACCCCCUCAACAUCUGUUUCAGAGGGACCCCCUCAACGUCUGUUUCAGAGGGACCCCCCUCAACGUCUGUUUCAGAGGGACCCCCCUCAAUGUCUGUUUCAGAGGACCCCCUCAAUGUCUGUUUCAGAGGACCCCCCUCAAUGUCUGUUUCAGAGGACCCCCCUCAAUGUCUGUUUCAGAGGGACCCCACAACGUCUGUUUCAGAGGGACCCCCCCAAUGUCUGUUUCAGAGGGACCCCUCAACAUCUGUUUCAGAGGACCCCCCUCAAUGUCUGUUUCAGAGGGCCCCCCUCAAUGUCUGUUUCAGAGGACCCCCCUCAAUGUCUGUUUCAGAGGACCCCCCUCAACAUCUGUUUCAGAGGGACCCUCUCAACGUCUGUUUCAGAGGGACCCCUCAAUGUCUGUUUCAGAGGACCCCCCUCAACAUCUGUUUCAGAGGGACCCCUCAAUGUCUGUUUCAGAGGGACCCCCCCAAUGUCUGUUUCAGAGGGACCCCUCAAUGUCUGUUUCAGAGGGACCCCCCUCAACAGGACCCCCCUCAAUGUCUGUUUCAGAGGACCCCUCAAUGUCUGUUUCAGAGAACCCCCCCAACAUCUGUUUCAGAGGACCCCUUACUGCACAGCAACAUGGAGGAUGAGCUAGAUGGGGAGUCUGGGUCAAAGUGCCCAAAGCAUGACACUGUUGAAACCAAAAUUGGAAUAGAGAAGUGUGUCUUUGCCAAGGACCAUUCUCACCUCUUUAAGGUGGCAGGGACUGAAGUGCAAACGUGA
Messenger RNA from Oncorhynchus masou masou (cherry salmon), 1782 nucleotides. RefSeq lists its product as uncharacterized. The transcript has 3 exons. NCBI's taxonomy places the organism in Eukaryota, Metazoa, Chordata, Actinopteri, Salmoniformes, Salmonidae. The coding region runs from base 1 to 1782 and encodes 593 amino acids. The record is from RefSeq and is a predicted model, not a curated record.